AUGCACCCUCAUUUGCAUACAAAAGAUAAUCGAGCGUGUGAGGAAGUCAUGAAUGCGCUGGAUGAAUGCCAUGCGAGAGGUUUCUUGUGGAAGUCAAUGGGCAUGUGCAAUGGAGCAAAGACUGCGGUCAACAAGUGCCUGCGAGCCCAAAGACUCGAACGAACCAAGGCCAAUCGAGAGGCAGCGAAGGCAAAGAACCAGGAGGUCAGGGCGAAGUGGGCUGAGAUUGAUGCAAAUUCAUAA
Hyaloscypha bicolor E is the source of this 243-nucleotide messenger RNA. RefSeq names its product cmc1-like protein. The record is from RefSeq and is a predicted model, not a curated record. Lineage: Eukaryota; Fungi; Ascomycota; Leotiomycetes; Helotiales; Hyaloscyphaceae. Bases 1 to 243 code for a protein of 80 amino acids. The transcript has 2 exons. Gene Ontology annotation, cellular component: mitochondrion.